Molecule: messenger RNA, 6349 nt
Organism: Pyrus x bretschneideri (Chinese white pear)
Lineage: Eukaryota; Viridiplantae; Streptophyta; Magnoliopsida; Rosales; Rosaceae
Product: disease resistance protein RPV1-like
Exons: 5
Coding region: 91-5697 (1868 amino acids)
Molecular function (GO): ADP binding; protein binding
Source: RefSeq, a predicted model, not a curated record
GAUGAUGCCAAGCUUAUUGAGGAAAUUGUGGAUGACAUAUUUAAGAGAUUGAUCCAAGUUUCGUCAAGCAAAGAUAAUGGCUUGGUUGGAAUGGAUUACCACAUGGAUGAAGUAAAUUCACUAUUACGUCCUGGGGUGAAUGAUGUUUUCACCGUUGGAAUAUGGGGUAUGGGAGGUAUAGGCAAAACCACCAUCGCUCGCGCUCUUUAUGAUGAAAUCGCUUGUCAAUUUGAAGCUUGCUGCUUUCUCGAAAAUGUCAAGGAAGGCUUCUCCAAUAAUGGUGCAGUACAUAUGCAGGAAGUGCUUCUUUCUAGAAUCUUGAAGGAAAAGGUGCAGAGUUUAGGCACGUUGGAUCGAGGUUCCAGAGUGAUAAUGGAAAGGCUACAAAGGAAAAAAGUUUUCAUUGUUCUUGAUGACGUUGAUGAAUUAUCCCAAAUCGAAGCCUUACUUGGAAAGCAGCAUUCAUUUGGCGGUGGAAGUCGGGUCAUUAUAACAACUAGAGAUAAACAAUUAUUAAGUGGAGCUGGUGCUGUAUAUAAGCCCGAGAACUUAAGUGAGCCAGAAGCUCUUAAACUCUUCAACCAGUAUGCCUUCAGAACAAACCAACCCACCAGAGUUUAUGAUCAGCUCUCAAGGCGUGUAAUACAAUACGCUCAAGGUCUGCCUUUAGCACUCAAAGUCUUGGGAGCUUUUCUUGAUAACAAAACUGUACGUGAGUGGGAAGAUGUGUUAGAAAAAAUAAGGAAGAUCCCGCAAAGGGGAAUUCAUAAUGUGCUUAAAACAAGCUUCGAUGGACUAGAUGAUUCAGAGAAGGACAUCUUUCUAGAUAUUGCAUGUUUCUUGAAGGGAAUGAAAAAAGACUAUGCAACUGCAAUUCUGGACAGUUGUGGUUUCUAUCCUCAUACUGGAAUAAAAGUUCUAAUUGACCGAGCUCUUAUAUCUGUCUUGGACAAGGGGCAACUGAAGAUGCAUGAUUUACUAGAAGAAAUGGGUUGGGAAAUCGUUCGCCAAGAAUGUACCAAAGAGCCUGGGAGGAGAAGUAGGCUGUGGAGUUAUGAAGAUGUUCGUCAUGUGCUGACUCAAAAAACAGCUACAGAAGCAGUUGAAACCAUGAUCCUGGAUUCGACAAUCUUGAAAGAGGGAUGCUCAAAUACUGAAGCUUUUGUUAGUAUGACAAAACUAAGACUGCUCAUGAUCCGUGAUGAUGCUGAUACUUACACCAAGCACUUUGACAGAUAUCGUCUUGCAGUCAAGGAUUCAUUUGGCCAUCAAACUCCAAGUGGUAGCUUCAUAGAGCACUGGAUUGCAGACUUAAAGUUCCAAUCUUCUCAGUUCAGGUGUCUCCUCUGGCGUUAUUACCCCCUAAAGUCUUGGCCAUCCAACUUUCAGUUCAAGAAUCUUGUAAACCUUGACAUGAGCUAUAGUUGCAUCGAACAACUUUGGAAAGGAGCUGAGCCUCUGGAAAAGUUGAAAUUCAUCAAUUUAAGUCAUUGUCAAUACCUUAAGAAAACCCCUGACUUCACAAGGGCUACAAGUCUUGAGGAACUGAGUUUCGCAGGUUGUACAAGGUUAUGUGAGGUGGACCCAUCCAUUUCUGCUUUGAAAAACCUUGCUAUAUUGAAUCUACGCUGUCGAGAACUCAAGAGCCUGCCGAGCAGCAUUCAUAUGGGAUCUCUUCAAACCCUUAAUCUUUCUGGUUGCUCAAACUUGGAGAAGUUUCCAGAUAUUUCGGAUGUUAUGGAGAAGCUAUCAGAGCUUUAUUUAGAUGGGACUGCAAUUAAAGAACUGCCUUCGUCAAUUAAUAAACUCACGGGCCUUCCUGUUUUGGACCUACGAGGCUGUCGAGAACUCAAGAGCCUGCCGAGCAGCAUUCUUAUGGGAUCUCUUCAAACCCUUAAUCUUUCUGGUUGCUCAAACUUUGAGAAGUUUCCAGAUAUUUCGGAUGUUAUGGAGAGGUUAUCAAAGCUUUAUUUAGAUGGGACUGCAAUUAAAGAACUGCCUUCGUCAAUUAAUAAACUCACGGGCCUUACUGUUUUGAACCUACGAGGCUGUCAAGAACUCAAGAGCCUGCCGAGCAGCAUUCAUAUGGGAUCCCUUCAAACCCUUAAUCUUUCUGGUUGCUCAAACUUGGAGAAGUUUCCAGAUAUUUUGGAUGUUAUGGAGAAGCUAUCAGAGCUUGAUUUAAGUAGGACUGCAAUUAAAGAACUGCCUUCGUCAAUUAAUAAACUCACGGGCCUUACUGUUUUGGACCUACAAGGUUGUCGAGAACUCAAGAGCUUGCCGAGCAGCAUUCAUAUGGGAUCUCUUCAAACCCUUGAUCUUUCUGGUUGCUCAAACUUGGAGAAGUUUCCAGAUAUUUUGGAUGUUAUGGAGAAGCUAUCAGAGCUUGAUUUAAGUAGGACUGCAAUUAAAGAACUGCCUUCGUCAAUUAAUAAACUCACGGGCCUUACUGUUUUGGACCUACCAGGUUGUCGAGAACUCAAGAGCUUGCCGAGCAGCAUUCAUAUGGGAUCUCUUCAAACCCUUGAUCUUUCUGGUUGCUCAAACUUGGAGAAGUUUCCAGAUAUUUCGGAUGUUAUGGAGAGGCUAUCAGAGCUUUAUUUAGAUGGGACUGCAAUUAAAGAACUGCCUUCGUCAAUUAAUAAACUCACGGGCCUCACUGUUUUGGACCUACGAGGUUGUCGACAACUCAAGCGCUUGCCGAGCAGCAUUCAUAUGGGAUCUCUUCAAACCCUUAAUCUUUCUGGUUGCUCAAACUUGGAGAAGUUUCCAGAUAUUUCGGAUGUUAUGGAGAAGCUAUCAGAGCUUUAUUUAGAUGGGACUGCAAUUAAAGAACUGCCUUUGUCAAUUAAUAAACUCACGGGCCUUCCUGUUUUGGACCUACGAGGCUGUCGAGAACUCAAGAGCCUGCCGAGCAGCAUUCAUAUGGGAUCUCUUCAAACCCUUGAUCUUUCUGGUUGCUCAAACUUGGAGAAGUUUCCAGAUAUUUUGGAUGUUAUGGAGAAGCUAUCAGAUCUUGAUUUAAGUAGGACUGCAAUUAAAGAACUGCCUUCGUCAAUUAAUAAACUCACGGGCCUUACUGUUUUGGACCUACGAGGCUGUCGAGAACUCAAGAGCCUGCCGAGCAGCAUUCAUAUGGGAUCUCUUCAAACCCUUGAUCUUUUUGGUUGCUCAAACUUGAAGAAGUUUCCAGAUAUUUCGGAUAUUAUGGAGAGGCUAUCAGAGCUUUAUUUAGAUGAGACUGCCAUUAAAGAACUGCCUUCGUCAAUUAAUAAACUCACGGGCCUUACUGUUAUGGACCUACGAGGCUGUCGAGAACUCAAGAGUCUGCCGAGCAGCAUUCAUAUGGGAUCUCUUGAAACCCUUAAUCUUUGUGGUUGCUCAAACUUUGAGAAGUUUCCCGAUAUUUCAGAUGUUAUGGAAAGGCUAUCGGAGCUUUAUUUAGAUGGGACUGCCAUUAAAGAACUGCCUUCGUCAAUUAAUAAACUCACGGGCCUUACUGUUAUGGACCUACCAGGCUGUCGAGAACUCAAGAGUCUGCCGAGCAGCAUUCAUAUGGGAUCUCUUCGAACUCUUAAUCUUUCUGGUUGCUCAAACUUUGAGAAGUUUCCAGAUAUUUCAGAUGUUAUGGAGAAGCUAUCAGAGCUUUAUCUAGAUGAGACUGCAAUUAAAGAACUGCCUUCGUCAAUUAAUAAACUCACGGCCCUUACUGUUUUGGACCUACGAGGCUGUCGAGAACUCAAGAGCCUGCCGAGCAGCAUUCUUAUGGGAUCUCUUCAAACCCUUAAUCUUUCUGGUUGCUCAAACUUUGAGAAGUUUCCAGAUAUUUCAGAUGUUAUGGAGAAGCUAUCAGAGCUUUAUCUAGAUGGGACUGCAAUUAAAGAACUGCCUUCGUCAAUUAAUAAACUCACGGGCCUUACUGUUUUGGACCUACGAGGCUGUCAAGAACUCAAGAGUCUGCCGAGCAGCAUUCAUAUGGGAUCUCUUCAAAUCCUUAAUCUUUCUGGUUGCUCAAACUUUGAGAAGUUUCCAGAUAUUUCAGAUGUUAUGGAGAAAGUAUCAGGGCUUUAUUUAGAUGGGACUGCCAUUAAAGAACUGCCUUCGUCAAUUAAUAAACUCACCGGCCUUGCUACUUUGGACCUAACAGGCUGUCGAGAACUCAAGAGCCUAGCAGUCAUAUGGGAUCUCUUCAAACCCUUAAGCUUUCUGGUUGCUCAAACCUUGAGAAGUUUCGAGAUUUCAGAUGUUAUGGAGAAGCUAUCAGAGCUUUAUUUAGAUGGGACAGCAAUUAAAGAACUGCCUUGGUCAAUAAGAAAUCUUCCGAGGCUUGUUACGUUGAACCUAAGAGAUUGCAAAGAACUCAAGAGUUUUCCAAGCAGCAUUUGUGAUCUCAAGUCCCUUCAGUAUGUUAGUCUUUCUGGUUGCACAAAGUUUGAGGUGUUUGCAAACAUUGUAGAAAAGAUGGGACUAAGAGAACUUCACUUGCACGGAACAUCUAUCAAAAGAAUUCCACCGUCAAUUGAAUGUCUUCACGGGCUUGUGUUACUGAAUCUGAGAAACUGCAAAAGCCUUGGCAGUCUUCCAGAUGAUCUCUGUAAUUUGGUUUCCCUUACUGUUCUCAUUCUCUCUGGAUGCUCAAAGCUUCAAAACUUGCCGGAGAAGUUGGGAAAUUUAGAAUCCUUGUGGAACCUUGAAGUAGAGGGAAGUGGUAUAAAACAACUCCCACUUUCUUUAUUACGUUUGAACAAGCUUAUAAGGUUAUCAUGUCAUGGAUGUAAAGAAAUGACGGCACCCUUUUCAUCAUGGUCAACAUCAAUGGAAGAUUGUAGUCACCGUGGUCUGGUACAUCUUGAUUUAAGUGACUGCAAUCUGUUGGAAUUAUCGGGUAUUGCUCAUUUAUCAUCAUUGAAAACAUUAGACCUGUGCAGAAACAAUUUUGAGAGCUUGCCUGCAGAAAUGAAUCGGCUUCAUCGUUUAACAGAUCUCAAAUUGGAAGGUUGCAAGAGACUGAAAUCAAUACCAGAGCUUUCAUCAAUUAUAAGUUUCAUAGAUGCCCAUGAUUGCACGGCUUUGGAAUCUGUUUCAAGACCAAAGCUUCUUUACAGGAAUCUUUACUUCACAUUUUCAAACUGCUUCCAGCUGGUGCAAAAUCUAUUUGAAUAUAUUGUGGAAGCUCAUCAGGGUAAUCUGCAACCUUUUUCCUUGUUUAUGUGUCUUCCUGGAAGUAAACUUUCAGAUUGGUUCAGCCAUCAGUGUAGUGGAUCUUCAGUAAGUGUGCAUCUACCACCAGUGUCGGAUCAUAAGAUUUUGGGAUUCGCUGUGUGCGGUGUUACUAAGUUCAAGUAUGCACAUUAUACAUCUGAUAUAUCUGCUCCGUGUUUUUGUACCUUCAAAGGAGAGCAUGGCGAGUGCAGUUUCAGAUUUGAUUUGAUUGAUUGGAGCUUCGCAAGUGGCAGGUUACUUGAGUCAGAACACAUGUUCAUGUUAUAUAUUCCAUGGGAAAAUGGAGUGCAGCUAAGUGAGCGCUAUCCCACUGAGGCCACAUUUAGAGUUGAACUAAAAGAUGGUGUCCAAACACGUGAUUCUGUGGCACCAGUGCAGCAGCAUCACAUCAUCAGGUGUGGAGUUCGUCUCUUUUAUGCCAAUCGUGUAGAGUUGCAUAAUCGAAGCAUGACACAGCCCAACUAUCUGUCAUGAAAAUUCUGAAGCGGAACUUCAUGCUUUUGACAAAUCACUGGUAAGAGUUGCUCAUUCUAAGAGGAACCGUGAGGGGUGUCGCUAUAACGAGGCUGAACAAAGUGGAAGUGAUACCCCUGACGCGAGGAUUUACAGUCUAAAAGAUCGGUACUUCCUGAUGGGGCAAAGGAAAACUGAAGAGAAUAACUCCUGUGUGUUGGAUUUGAUGGCUCAGUUCUAUUGAGUCUCGACCCUUUCUACGUGGACCUAAAGCCAACUUGAUGUGGCUCUGUAGUUGGCAUAUGCGGAUCACAUGCUAGGUCUUUUUAGUGCUCGUAUGUAAAGCCUUGCAUUGUGUAAUUUGGACGAGAGGGUGACAACCGAAGCAGCUGCACUAGUGUGACGGAAAGAGGAGCCGAAACCCAAUAGAAGAGAGAAAUAAUUGGGAGCUGCUGCAUUUAAGGUUCUGUAAGAGUGAAACCAAUUAGAGAUUGUUGUAGUUGCACAGAGACGAUUUUGUUUGUAAUUCGUUUUUUCUCUCUUCUGUUUGUGAGUGUAUUUGGGUGUAUUUUGGGUUUGAGUUUGAGAGCACUCUUUGUAAUCUCCUUUUGUUUAUUAGUGGAACUUCCUCGCUGUCCCUGAACUGGAUGUAGGCUUACGCCGAACCAGUAUA